CCCUUUACUUCAGUGGGAAUCCCCGUACAACAACAGCAGCGUGCUGUUCGCUACCCCCCAAAAUAUUUUGACUGUUUUCUCGACCGUCUUCACACUCACCGCGUCGCCCGUGACUAACCACACGCAGUGCCAGAAAAACAAGACCCCCUGCAGCGGCGCUGUGUCUGCAGAGUAUCAUCAUGAUGGAGGACGCCGCCUCGAGCUUGGACAAUAUCUCCCUGAGCCAGACCCUGCCGCUGAGCCAGGGUUCAUUUCACCAGCUGUGGAAUGUUCUAACUGAUGGGGUGGCAGAGGAUGGGGUCAGAGGAAUGGAUAUGCUGCUUAUGAAUGAGCAUGAGCUCACUGGAUUCGAUGAAACUCUUUUUAACUUACCCGAGAUGUCCACUAAAGAAACAGUGACUCCCCCUGCGUCCACUGUCCCUGUCACGAGCGAUUAUCCUGGGGACUUCGACUUCCAGCUCCGCUUUCGGAAGUCUGGCACAGCCAAAUCCGUCACAUCUACAUAUUCCGAGCUCCUCAACAAGUUAUACUGCCAACUCGCCAAAACCAACCCCAUCGAAAUUCUGGUGAGCAGGGAGCCUCCUGCGGGAGCGAUGAUCAGGGCAACUGCAGUCUACAAGAAGACGGAGCAUGUGGCUGAAGUUGUCCGCAGAUGUCCCCAUCACCAGAACGAGGACCGUAAGGACAAUCCGUCAGCUGCAGAGAACAGCAGUCAUCUGAUCCGGGUGGAGGGAAGUGAGAGAGCUCAAUAUUUUGAGGACGUGAACACAAAGAGGCAGAGUGUCACUGUCCCCUACGAGGCUCCACAGUUGGGCUCCGAGAUGUCAACCGUCCUCCUAAGAUUUAUGUGCAACAGUUCCUGCAUGGGGGGAAUGAACCGACGUCCAAUCCUCACAAUACUGACCCUCGAGACCCCCGAGGGGCAUGUGCUGGGUAGGCAGUGCUUUGAAGUCCGGAUCUGUGCAUGUCCAGGCAGGGACCGCAAAACUGAGGAGGAGAACAGCACCAAAAUGCAGAACAGCACAAAAGAAACUAAAAAAAGAAAGAGCGUGCCUUCACCUGAUUCCACUUCCACAAAGAAGCCAAAGUCGGGGUCAGGCACAGACGAGGAGGACAGGGAGUGUUUCGUCCUCCAUGUCCGGGGGAGGGAACGCUAUGAAAUGCUGAAAAAAAUCAACGACGGCUUGGAGCUGCUGGACAAAGAGGGCAAAGCAAAGACAAAAGUUUGCAUGAAGCAAGAAGUCCCACUCCCAUCUUCAGGAAAAAGACUCCUGCGCAAAGAGGAAAGGAGCGACAGUGAUUGAGCCGCAUUUUGAUUAGAUAUUGAGAACAUGUCUUAAUCCAAAUCAGCUCCUAGGUCAGAAUACCAUCAGGGCUCCUCGACGCUCUUUUUGCAUUGGCAUCAUGACGUUUUUAUGAUUCCGUUUUGAAUAAUGUGUCUGCCAAGUCGUCAUUUAUAUGCAUUGUUUCUUGUCUUGAUAGCGGAUGAACUGAAGAGGUUAAUUAUUGGUCUUUCAAUUACAUUUCUCUUUUUGAUAUUCGUCAAAGAAGACAAUGAUUUGAAUUGGUCCAAUCAGACAAAACAAAUCAGACAAAAAUAGGAGUGUGUUGAUAUCAAUGAGGAGGGUGUCGUAUAUCUCCACUGAAAUCUUGAGACUGUACAGAGCAUGUAUCACAUGAUCGACAUUUAGACCAUCACUGGAUUUGGUAAAUGAGGAGCUGGCCGGUUCAGCUUCCAAAUCAAAUUGUCCGUUUCAUAGUUGGCCACAGAGCACGCCAUUUGUUGAUUAACCAGCACUUCAGUUUGAUGUUUGUUUUGACCAAUCCAUAAAACCACUUUUUUCACACUGCCAAAAAAAAACCUAUAUAUAUAUAUACUUAAGUGCGUAUCUUUGUUUUAUUUCUUAUCUUCAUAGAUUAUUUUUGGAACGUAGUUUUGUACGAGGAUUAUCUUUAUUUUUCACUGUCAUCAUGUUUUCACGUCUCUUAUUUUUACUAAUUUGCAUUUUUUUGUUACACAGCCUAAUACUGAAUAAAGCCCGUCAUAAAAUGCAGAA
Messenger RNA from Labrus bergylta (ballan wrasse), 2057 nucleotides. It is a transcript of the gene tp53, whose product is annotated as tumor protein p53. Gene Ontology annotation, molecular function: RNA polymerase II cis-regulatory region sequence-specific DNA binding; DNA-binding transcription factor activity, RNA polymerase II-specific; protein binding. Gene Ontology annotation, biological process: apoptotic process; protein tetramerization; regulation of transcription by RNA polymerase II. Gene Ontology annotation, cellular component: nucleus. The record is from RefSeq and is a predicted model, not a curated record. NCBI's taxonomy places the organism in Eukaryota, Metazoa, Chordata, Actinopteri, Labriformes, Labridae.